UAAAAGGUGUUGACUCAGGUGUGUGUGCGUGUAUGUACACACAGUUGUUGCAUCCGCCCAGAGUGCUGGUUCAGAUACCGGCACCGUUUCUCUCGCUGGUCUCCAUACCCUUGCUACCCAGACUCCUUGCCAUGUACCCGUUUUGCGUGGCCUAAAGGUCGAGCAUGGAUAUCGGGGGGCUGACCACCGUGGUGGCCAAUUCCGCCUACAUCAACGCCCGUGGCAGCAUCGACGGCUCCAACCCGGCGGCGGCUCGAGACAAGAAGUACCAUUCUCGCCUCAAGUUGCCUCACAUCACAGUGUGUGAGGACCUGAAGGACACGCUCGAUUUGGCUUUUGACAACGUCUGUGUGGAACAACCCAUCGGCAAACGACUCUUUCGGGAAUUCCUGGAAACCAAGCAAGAGUACCACGGCGCUUAUCGUCUGUGGCGGGACAUUGAGGACUAUGAUCUGGCGGAGGAUUCGGAUCGAGCCAAGAAGGCCUCGAAGAUUGUCCAGCGCUACAUGGAAGCCUCGGCCAAACAUUUCUGCCCUUUCCUCUCUGAGGACACCAUCGCCAAGGUGAAAGAGGGCCAGGAGGUUGUUGGCGAUGACUUGUUUGCAGCAGCUCUGGCCGCUACUCUGGACUACUUACGGGAGGCGCCCUACGUGUUCUUCCUCAAGAGCAUGUACUUGAAGAGGUUCCUCCAGUGGAAGUGGCUUGAGAUGCAGCCGAUGGACGCGGACUGGUUCCUAGACUUCCGUGUGCUCGGCAAAGGUGGCUUUGGCGAAGUGUCGGCGUGUCAGAUGAAAGCCACGGGGAAACUUUACGCCUGUAAGAAACUGAACAAAAAGAGGCUGAAGAAACGGAAAGGCUAUGAGGGGGCGAUGGUGGAGAAGAGGAUCCUGGAGAAGGUCCACAGUCGCUUCAUUGUGUCGCUGGCGUACGCCUUCCAGACAAAGGAGGAGCUGUGUCUGGUCAUGACCAUCAUGAAUGGAGGGGAUCUCAAGUACCACAUAUACCUGGUGGAUGAGAACAAUCCGGGCUUUGCUGAACCAAGAGCCUGUUUUUACAUCGCUCAGAUCAUUCAAGGCAUGGAGCAUCUGCACCAGAAGAGAAUCAUCUACCGAGAUCUCAAACCGGAGAAUGUGCUCCUUGAUAAUGAUGGUAACGUUCGAAUAUCUGACCUGGGUCUUGCUGUGGAGUUGAAAGAAGGCAAAACAAUGACCAAAGGCUAUGCCGGAACACCAGGUUACAUGGCUCCAGAGAUGCUGAAAGGAGAAAAAUAUGACACUUCUGUAGACUAUUUCACUCUAGGCGUCACCUUGUUUGAGUUCCUCGCCGCCAAGAACCCCUUCAGGAACAGAGGAGAGAAGCUUGAGCGUGAGGAGAUGAAAGAACGAAUGCUGACCCGCGAGGUGAGCUACACGGAGAACUUCAGCGACAACGCCAAGUCUCUGUGUGAGGGGCUGCUGGCUAAAGAAGCCGACAAGCGGAUGGGUUUUAAGAACGGCUGCUGCGACGAGAUCAGAGCGCACCCCUUUUUUAGUGACAUCAACUGGAGAAAGCUCAACGCAGGCAUCGUGCCACCCCCGUUCAUUCCGGACCCCAGGGUGGUGUACGCCAAAAGUCUGGACGACGUCGGCGCCUUCUCUUCGGUCAAGGGCGUCGCGCUGGAGGACCCGGACAGGAGCUUUUUUGACGAAUUCUCCUCAGGCAACAUCCCCAUCCCCUGGCAGGAGGAGAUGAUCGACAUGGGCGUUUACGGCGAGCUCAACGUGUGGGGCCCCGAGGGAAGCGUCCCCAACGACCUGCGCAGAGAGUCCAUACUAGAGCAGCCCAAGUCGUCCACGUGCUGCGUGUCCUAGCACUGAAAUUCUCAGGACUGAUUUUUCUUUUGCACGACCAGCAGACUACUGGAGCAAUAGUGAGGUGGAUCGCCAAUCGGGAAUACCGAAUAAUGUGAUAUGCUAUCAAAUUAUCGUUAUUUGUCUCUGCUUCUUGUGCUCCCCUAAUUUUAGAAGUAUAUCCGAGUAAUCGUAUUCUGCUCAAUUCAAUGCCGAUGAUGGACAAUACCAAGACGAGGGACCGGAUGAGUAAUACCGUUCAUUUAUGGGGUGCAUUGUAAGGCAAAUAUUGACGUAGGUCAAAUGUUUAAAAAUAAA
Messenger RNA from Syngnathus typhle (broad-nosed pipefish), 2147 nucleotides. It is a transcript of the gene grk1a, whose product is annotated as G protein-coupled receptor kinase 1 a. Gene Ontology annotation, molecular function: rhodopsin kinase activity; ATP binding. Bases 165 to 1850 code for a protein of 561 amino acids. Gene Ontology annotation, cellular component: cytoplasm. The record is from RefSeq and is a predicted model, not a curated record. NCBI's taxonomy places the organism in Eukaryota, Metazoa, Chordata, Actinopteri, Syngnathiformes, Syngnathidae. The transcript has 7 exons. Gene Ontology annotation, biological process: signal transduction; protein phosphorylation; regulation of signal transduction.